CGACGGACGGCCCAGCCGACGAGCAUCGCGGCCAGGGAGGGGCAGGCGGCUAUCAAAGGGCCACCGGGGCAUUGUCCGCCGGGGACCAGGGACUGCUACCUCACUUUGUCUUUUGCUUCUUCGAACAGGCCUUUUGUCAUCUCGACGGCCGACUCCAAAACAGAGAGCUACGACAUUGUCCAAGCAUAUCAACACCAAGAGCACUAAUAGCACCAUGGCAGCAGCCUUUGACGUCAAGGCCACCCGGGCAAAGUUCCCUGCCCUCAGCAAUGGCGGCCAGGUCUACCUCGACAACGCCGGUGGCAGCCAGACCUUGGAGUCUGUCAUUGGCUCCGUCCGAGACUACCUCGCGGCAACAAAUGUCCAGCUCGGGGCCACCUACAAUGUCUCUGAGCUGUCGACAAAGGCGUACGCGGACGGCUUCCGCGCCGGCGCGAGGUACGUCAACGCCGCCAGCGAGGACGAGAUUGUCUACGGCUCCUCGACGACCCAGCUCUUCCGCAACCUCUCGUACGCCCUCGACUUUAACGAGGGCGACGACAUUGUCGUCUCGAGCGUCGACCACGAGGCCAACAUAGCCCCCUGGGUCGACCUCGCCCGCCGCCAGAAGCUCAACCUCAAGUGGUGGACGCCCGAGAAGUCGUCCAACCCGCGCCUCACGCCAGAGUCCCUCGGGCCCUUGCUCACCCCGCGCACCCGCCUCGUGACGUGCACCCACACGAGCAACAUCCUCGGCACCAUCACCGACGUCGCCGCCAUCGCCUCUCUGAUCCGCGACGGCAGCAGCAGCCCGUGCCUGCAGGCCCUGCUCUGCGUCGACGCCGUGGCGUACGCCCCGCACCGCCAGAUCGACGUCAAGGCCCUCGGGGUCGACUUCUACGCCUUUUCGUGGUACAAGGUCUACGGGCCGCACAUUGCCAUGCUUUACGCCAACAGCAGAAGCAGCGGCAGCGGUCCCAGCGCCCUCGACAGAGUCCGCAGCUUGGGCCACUUCUUCAACCCGAGCGACACGCUGUCCCAGAAACUCGGGCUCGCGGGUGGGAGCUAUGAGCUCGUCCAGGCGAUCCCCAAGGUCGCCGAGUAUCUCGCGUCGUCUGCUGGUGGUGGUGGUGGUGGCGGCGGCGGCAGCUUGUGGGAAGGCGUGGUAGGCCAGGAGCACCAGCUCCAGCAGAAGCUCCUGGCCUACCUGGCCAGCAAGCCCGACGUCUUCACCGUGUACGGCGAGCCGUCGGCGGACCCGAAGCUGCGGGUGCCCACGAUCAGCUUCGGCGUGCAAGGGUGGGACCCCAAGGACUUUGUCGAGACCGCGGAGCGAGGCACAGAGUUUGGCUUCCGCUGGGGCCAUUUCUACUCAAAGAGGCUCGUGGAUGACAUUCUUGGGCUCGGUGCCAACGGCGUCGUCAGAGUGAGCAUGGUUCACUACAACACAGUUGAGGAGGUCGAAGGCCUCAUCGCUGUAUUGGAUAAAGCUGUCGCCAGCCGAUAGAGCCAAAUAGAUCCUCUUUCGUCAAAGUACAUCACCUGUGUAUUACAUCCUUGCUGUAUGCGCAGCAAUUCAGACCUAGAUUCAUGGUGAUCCGCAGUCGACCUGUACAAGUAUAGAGCUUGGAACGGAUGAUUCAUGGCAGGGUGUAGAUGUUUGACAUGUUCGAGCCAGAUUCUCCGUGUCUCAGUAAAGGCUGAAAGCGAGUCGAAUUUCGGUCUUGAGCAGAGACGUCACGAAUAGAAUCCUCAGACAACUGCCAGUAUCCAUGAGGUGGCACUCUCCAAAUCGUGUGAGACGUACUACACUCAUGAACCACU
Messenger RNA from Microdochium trichocladiopsis, 1803 nucleotides. Its product is annotated as pyridoxal phosphate-dependent transferase. The record is from RefSeq and is a predicted model, not a curated record. NCBI's taxonomy places the organism in Eukaryota, Fungi, Ascomycota, Sordariomycetes, Xylariales, Microdochiaceae. The transcript is spliced from 3 exons. The coding region runs from base 215 to 1486 and encodes 423 amino acids.